Messenger RNA from Ziziphus jujuba (common jujube), 1662 nucleotides. Its product is annotated as calcium-transporting ATPase 12, plasma membrane-type-like. The transcript has 2 exons. Gene Ontology annotation, molecular function: nucleotide binding; P-type calcium transporter activity. Gene Ontology annotation, cellular component: intracellular membrane-bounded organelle. NCBI's taxonomy places the organism in Eukaryota, Viridiplantae, Streptophyta, Magnoliopsida, Rosales, Rhamnaceae. The record is from RefSeq and is a predicted model, not a curated record. The coding region runs from base 1 to 1662 and encodes 553 amino acids.
AUGGCUUGUCCUGGUUUCAUAAUUCGUCGAUUUGCUGUUUGUCAAUUGGAUAUGAGUGGCCAAAGAUGGGUAUCUAUAAAAUCUUCAUUGGAUCGAGCUAACCUUAUUGAUGAAUAUCAGCACUGUGUUCAUUCCGAAAGAUAUUCAACAUACAAUCGUGAUGAUUACUUAACCCAAUCCUUCGGUGGUUUUGGAUUAACUUGGAGAAGGAUCUGGAUCGACUUAAGAAGCUACCGAAAUGGGGUUGAAGGUGUAGCAAAAACUCUUGAAACUGACAUCAAAAGCGGGAUCCCUGAUGAUAAAAAGAAGAUUGGUCGACAACGUGAGAGAUUUGGUUCAAACACAUAUAAAAAGCCACCUUCGGAGGGUUUGUUCCUUGCCAAAUGGCGAUCUCUACAAGCAUUUGCCAUUUUAAAUGACUUGGUGAACAUUCUUGCCGCUUGUAUCCUUUUGCUUGCUGCCUCUAUCUUCGGUAACUUCUUACGUCCUUCUCUCAAGUCCAAAGUCAGAAACAGUAGUGAAAACCAAAUUGAAGUUUUGAGAGGCAAUAAAAGGAAAAAGAUUUCGAUGUAUGAAAUAGUUGUGGGAGACGUGGUUUGCUUAAAGAUUGGAGACGAAGUUCCGAUAGACGGAUUGUUAGUAGAAGGGAAUAACCUGCAAGUAGAGGAAGAUGAUCAGGGUGGUGAGACCGUACAAGUUGAUCCCGAUAAAAAUCCAUUUCUGCUUUCUGGAUCUAUAGUGGUCAAUAGUGAUUAUAGCAAAUGCAAGAUGAUGGUCACUACAGUUGGCAUGAAGGCAAAGUGGUGCGAAAUGAUAAGCCAACAAAAUUGCGAUUCAAGUGAGAAUUCCAGGAUGGAAGAUCGAGUACGCAAGCUCACUCUUCCAAUACUUUUGAAAGUUGGUCUACCAAUUGCUUCAAUUGGUUUUCUAGUCUAUCUCAUUAGAUACUUCACUGGGAACACCAAAGACAUUAAUAGAGAUCAGGAAUUCAAUCAUGGUCACCUUCGUAAUUUUUGGGAUUCUUCAAUGUUGGACUUUGUAUUAACUGCUUUUACAAUUGUUGCGGUAACAAUUGUGGACAGUUUGCGAUUAAGCGUGCCAGUCACCAGUUUCUAUUCAAAGAAGAGAAUGCUGGGUGACUUGGAAAUGGCGAGUGAGCUCUCCAGUUGGGAGAAUAUGGCAUUUUUCACCACUAUUUAUACCAACAAAACGGGCACUCUCACCAUGAACCAAAUCAAGGUCAACAAGUUUAGGGUGGGAAACUACGCUUUGGAAGAAGAAGCUUACCAUUCAAACGCUUCUAAUUGUUUUAAAAUUUUGUUGGGAAAGGGAAUCGCCCUGAAUACAAGUAGUGCUAGAAAUGGUAUUCCAAUGGAGGAAGAAAUUCUUUCAUGGGCAGUCCAUGACUUAAAGAUAGAUAUGGGAGUGAAAAGCAAGUAUACAGUUCUUAAUCACACCGCUUUCAAUUCUCAGACGAAACGAAGUGGGGUUCUGAUGAAGAGGAAAGAAGAGGUAGACAACACAGGGCUGCACGUUCAUUGGAAAGGAGAAGCAGAAGUGAUCCUAGAAAUGUGUUCCUGCUACUAUGACAUUUCCGAAACCACCAACGAUCUCGUUGAUACACAAAAAGUGGAAUUCCAACGAAUCAUUCAAGGUAUGUAG